GCGUUUAGUUCAUUGGCUCAAUUGGUGUGGCCAUGUGCUACGCUACGGUGAUAAUGCGGGGUUUGGGUGCACCAUCUGUCGCCAUACUGUCUAGUCUCCUCCGACGGAGGUCCGAAGGUAGUCAAUGUCAUGCAAGAUAAGAGACAGAGCAGCGCACGGCGUGUUGUCAGCGAUGUCAGUCAUUGCCCUGGCUCGUUGUUCUCAUAGGGAUAUAGAAGUCGUGUGGCCGUUUCAUUCCUGUUACUGCUUGACCUUUCUCAUUCUACUCGACCAGGAAAUGAAAGCGAGAUGUGUCAGGCGGUGGUCUGCAUUGAUGAAUGAGACUGCUGUACAUUACGCGCUUGACGAUGUCGUGUGGUCUCAGCAGCUAGACACAGGCUGCAGUCUAGAAAAGUCAUCGCGACUCCAUCAUGUCGAGGCCCAGGUACAAGACCCUGGGUGCAAGACAGUGGCUGCCUGGAGAUUCAGGCGCAAAGCGGCUGAGAUUAAGCCUUUCGCAACCCUUGCCGGUUCUGGAAAUGCAUGCGGGUGAAUCAGAUGCCGUCCGUGACACCUGCCCAAUCGGGAGAAUCCAGCACCAGCCCAGCUACCGAGCUCAUCUUUCCAGCAUCGCCACGAAUCUUGGUGCAAGCUCGCAAUACUGACUGUAUGGAGUCAUGUCGAGGUGGUUUG
Messenger RNA from Aspergillus fijiensis CBS 313.89, 672 nucleotides. RefSeq lists its product as uncharacterized. NCBI's taxonomy places the organism in Eukaryota, Fungi, Ascomycota, Eurotiomycetes, Eurotiales, Aspergillaceae. The transcript has 3 exons. The coding region runs from base 125 to 532 and encodes 135 amino acids. The record is from RefSeq and is a predicted model, not a curated record.